GGGUGUUGGUGUUGUACCUUUCGUACUAAUUUAGGUGCCGAGAUGGAAGCGAGUGGGGAGGAGAGUGAAAUGAGGGUGCACCAGGUGUACCCCUGGAUUAUUGUUGGAUGUUGGAUGUUGGAUGUUGGAUGGACAGCUCAGCAUUGCUUCUGGUUUUGAGCUUGAAUAGGUAUAUGGAGAUGAAUAUAAAUGUCUUUGUAAUUUACAAGAUAUUUGUCAUUUCUCUCAUGGAUGGUUUUCUCAAGCAAGGGAAAUGAUACAAAAAUGUCACCCAAGAUCGUCUCGUCUCGUCUCGUCUCCCCUUUCUAAUUCCUUCGGCUGCUGUUCUUUGCAUGGCCGCCUACCAAUCAGCGCGUCUCUGCCCCUGACAAGCCGCGAGAUUACUCGUACUUAUAUGCCAACCAACCUCACCAACCACCAACUACAGAAAGCUACGCUACGCUACCUACUGUAGGUAGACUAAGCUAAGCUUGGAGGCACGCCGCCGUUCAAGGUUCAACCUCCCUCCUCCUCCUUAUCCUCCUCCACUACUGUACUGUACUGUACAACUCACCACCGCUCUUUACACUUUAUACUUUAAACUUUACUGUCGUGUCGUGAUAUCCACGACGUUCGUUCCUUGCCUGCCUUGCAUUGUACUGCAUUGCAUUGCGCUGCGUUGUGUUGUGUUGUGUUGCAUUUAAUCCCCUACCUACACGCUCUUUAUGUGAUGCUAUCUUAAAUGUUGUGUACUGCAUUGAGAUGUGCAUAGACUGUCGACCGGACCGAUCCGACCUGAUUGAUUAAUCGAGCUUGCAGGUGUUUAUUGUAUGGGAUUUGUGGAGCUGCGAAACCCCCGGCACGACCUGGACUCGACGACCUCGCUCUGGCCUGGACCUGCCUGACCUGGGCCGACGUGCGAACUCGACUGGUUGACCGACGGAUUCGUUCGUUGAUUGAGACUUGAAACAUACAUUGUGCAGUGCGAUACGACACGGUUUAUCAGAGACGGAGGAGGGAGCGUAAUUGACUUUCGAAGGGAGGAUAGAAGGUUCGUGGAACGUUUGGAGAUCCGCCCCGAAUUCGAUUUUACUUGGGGAUCGAGACUGAGAGACUGAGACUGAGACUGAGUUCUACUGGAGGGAGGACACUCCCUUUCCCAGACGGAGGUAAAUUGACCCUCUGACCUGACCUGACGUUGCCUUUCCGUCCCGUCUUGAAAGGGAGGAGGAAAGAGGCUUCGGACGACGAAGACUUCCGAUCCUGCCACUUCCAUUUGCAGCAACCGUCGCUAUCAUGGAUAUGCCACCGCCGCCCACGAAGCCCCAGAAGGAGCAGGAGCAGGAGGACCAAAUCUCUGCAGACGCGACGCCGUGUGCUGUUGGUAAUUCUACGAGCCACAUAAGCCACAUUGCUCACGACUCUAUGGUCACAGUCCGACUCUCUGAACCACCUGCCCUCACAGUCGAUACUACGGUCCCCUCGAAACAGACGAGUACUCGGAGCAGCACACAGGAGGUCGUGGUGGAGACGGCUGACACACCGGGCAUACAGUUAGAUGGCGUAGCGGAAUCUGCAUCUGCAGUCGAGAAAGAGGAGGAGGAAUCGCCUAGAAUCACAAUGAUGGAUCCGAAUGGGAAUGGGCUGCUCAGUCCCUCGGGCUCGGACUCUGCGGGCUCGCAGAAUGGAGAAUCUAGAAGGGAGAGUGAUAGCUCGGACGAGUCGGUUGAGGGCGGUGGUGUCAAUUGGGAGGAGCUUCAGCAGACGGAGGAGAAUGAACCUAGGGAUGAGAGUUCUGACGAUUCCACAGCUUUGCUGCUCGCCAGACUGGAGCAGGAAAAUAACCUCCUUGUCUCAAACCCCAAAUCUGGUAUUGCGAAGGUACAGAUCGUAGAAAAUAUACGCCCUAGAGGCCAAUCGAGACCACCGUCUAUUCAACACCUCAAGAGACUGGUCAAUGGACCUACGCCUCCUGCUUUGCGAUACUCGAUGAUCCCGGCGCCGCCUAUGACGGACUUGGAGUUCUACGCUGCGCUGGUACAGGAUUACACAAGGACGGCACAAUGUCUACCUACACUUUUGUCGAAAAAGAUACGCAGUGGUAUCCCCCCGCCCUUGCGAGGUGUGGUGUGGCAGAGUAUGUCCGGUGCGAGGGAUUCACUCCUUGAGGAGCAAUUCGACAGAUUAUGUGGAGAGUCGAGUCCGUAUGAGGGAAUCAUUGGGAAGGAUCUCGGCCGCAGCUUUCCUGGAGUCGAAAUGUUUCGGGAUCCGGAGGGUGAUGGACAGAGGAUGCUGGGACGAGUCCUGAAGUGCUUCAGUCUGUAUGACCACAAGAUUGGGUAUUGUCAGGGGUUGGGCUUCCUUGUUGGCCCUCUGCUGAUGCAUAUGGGCGACAAGCAAGCCUUUUGCGUGCUUGUUCGGUUGAUGGAACAUUACGAUCUGCGAAGCUGUUUUCUACCUGAUCUUUCGGGACUCCAUGUUCGCAUCUACCAGUUCAAGAAGUUGAUGCAGCUGCAUCUGCCGGCCCUCUCUGCAUAUCUCGACCAGCUCCAAAUCGAACCAGCAUACGUCUCCCAGUGGUUUCUAUCCUUCUUCGCCGUUACAUGUCCACUGCCGAUGCUCUUCCGAAUCUACGAUGUUAUAUUUGCGGAGGGUGCUUCGGAAACAAUAAUGCGGGUAGCUUUGUCUCUGAUGCGGAAGAACCAGGACAAGAUCAUGGCGUGUACGGAGUUUGAGGAUGUGAUGCAGUUGUUACUAUCCAGAGGACUUUGGGAUGUCUACCACUACAAUGCGGACGAGUUUGUGAAUGAGUUUGUUAGCAUGACUGGGCAAAUCACCCGCGAGAGUCUACAAGCUUUAGAGGCCAGCUACAAGGAAGCUCAAGCUGCGAAUACAGUUACACCUACUGAUGUUCGAUCAGUUGCAACGACGUUUCUGGGCCGGUUAUGGACAAGUUCCAAUUCUUCGACAAAGUCAGCAAAUCUUAGUCCUGGUCUAACAGCACCUUCUCGACCGUCCAGCUUCUUGAAGCGAUCGCCUUCCAAGCAGAGUAUUGCUUCAACGUUGAACUCUAUGGAGGGCGGAGGGUCGGAUAGCAUGAUGAGUUCUUCAACAGAUGCUACGUCAAUCUCGAGGGAUUCUUCGAAUACUGAUGGCUUCUCUCUACGGGGUCAGUCUGUCACUUUCAAUGGUGCGGCUUCGAAGCCAAAUAAGGAUAAGAAUUUGCAUGGGCAGAUCGAAGAUUUGUUGAUGGCACUCAGCGAGUUGCAGAGAGAUCAUGCUAUUCUUGCUACGCAGCUCCAAAGGGAAAGGGAGGAACGUGAUGAAGAUCGAAAUGCUGUUCGAUCGCUGCUUGAUGGGCUGAGGAAGAAGACGAGCUCUGAGACUGUGGGUAGUGGCCGUAGCGAUGAGAGCCUCGAUACUGUCAAGGCUGCUCCUGUGUCGCCUGUGGACGAUGAGGAUCUUGAUGCAACGAUUGUGGCGGAGAAGAGUGUGGAAGACUCGGAUUCGGAGAGUCUUGCACCUGGGGCUGCUGACCUCUCUAGUCUGCUUGAUAUUGUUGAGGAUCGAUUCGCGGCUCCGACUGGCAAUAGGCGAUCUUCCAUGUUGCAGACAAAAUCCCAGCUGAGAGAGGAUAUUGUUCGUGCUAAGGAGCAGCUGAUUCACGAAGUUGCAAAGACCCAAGAUCUUAGUCGCCGGCUAUCCGAAAAGCAGCAGGAGAUCCAGAAUCUUAAAGAUCAAGUCAAGGAGGGACAUACCGCCAUUCGAAACGCUCACCAGGAUAAACAGCGACUGGAGAGACAGAUUCACGAACUUCGCGCAAGAAAGACACCCGCCACGACACCAGACGGAAGUAGAGAUCAAGAAAGCGAGUGGCCAAAUCGAUCAUCUGGCCACAGCGGGCUCCGAGAAUUGAAACUCGGACGCUCUGGAUCUAAUCGUUCCCAAAAGACACCAAUGACAUUCAACAAACGCACAUCCAGCCUCGCCAACACGAAAGAGAACGAGAUGCCACCACCACCAACGACCACCACACCUCCCUCCGAACCAGCGAUCUCCACCUCGAAACAAGACGAGACAGACGCCCUCGUCCUCGAACUCGUACAAGCAAAAACAGCCGAAGCCAUCGCCAAGCAAGAAGCCGAAGAAGCCAAAUCCAAACUCGAGAGUCUGAGAAAACUCCUCGGCGUCUCUGGUGAUGCGAAUGCGAAUGCGGCCAGCACGAUGGGACACCGUGUCAGUCCUAGCGUUGCGAGCGUGGCGUCGGGGAUCAGUGGGUAUAUCUCGAGGCCUCAGCCUCAACAUCAGACUUCUGCGACGGCGAAUGCGACGACGCCGAGUACUGUUGCUGCUGCUACUGGUGGGGGUGGUGGGUUCUGGGGUGGGUGGGGGAAGAGGGCGGUUAGUACGGAGAAGGUUCCCGGGAGUGGGGGCUUGUAGGUUAUGGGCUGGGGGCUGGUGGCUGGUGGCUGGAGGUUGUUGGAAAAGUAAUAAUUUGAAGAAUAUGAGAGAGCGGUGGAAGAGAAGGACGGACGUGUCCAGAUUAAGUUACUUAUGGACUCAGUGGAUCGAUCGAGGCUAAGACUAGGGAAUGUUUGGCUUCUUGGUGGUGGGAUUUAGGGGUGUUUUUCAUGUAUUUGGAGGAUUUUUUUUUUUUCGAGAAAUAGAAGUGAGAUGGUUUGGUUUGGUGCUAGGGAUGAGAUAAGAUGGGAUUGCUGUGGUUGUGAUAUAGGAAUAGGAGCCGUGAGGAGCGGAAGGUCCUCAAGAGAUGGGAGAGUGAGAGUGAGAGGGGAAUGAGGAGAGAGGAGUGGGAUGAAGAAAAGAAGAGUAGAGAGGAGAAGAAAGGAGGGGAGUAGAGAGUGGAGAGGAGAGGAGAGGAGAAGAGAGGAGAGGAAAUGGAAUGUUUAAAUAAAUACCCGGGAUUCUAUACCUCAGCUGAUACGCUGUACACCGAUACAAUCUUACAUUUAGUUGAGUCGGUGAUGUAUAUAUAUACACGAACUUCUUCAUUGAAAGAUUCCUUCUUUUCGUCUCCUUCCGUAAUGGGUGGCCUUCUCGUGCUGUGCGUGUGAUGUUAAUCCUGCGAAGACUCUUGUCGCCAAUUUCCUCGUGUUAUGCUGCGAGCUAGCUGGCUCAAAGCUGAUACCUACCUAGUCCAUGAUACAUAUACACUUGAAAAGACGUAAUUAACAUCAUGCGUGAAAUCUCGGUACGUAUAGAUACGAGUACAUCAUAAAUGGAUGAAUA
Messenger RNA from Cadophora gregata, 5226 nucleotides. RefSeq lists its product as uncharacterized. The record is from RefSeq and is a predicted model, not a curated record. The transcript has 3 exons. The coding region runs from base 1276 to 4419 and encodes 1047 amino acids. NCBI's taxonomy places the organism in Eukaryota, Fungi, Ascomycota, Leotiomycetes, Helotiales, Ploettnerulaceae.